CGGUCAAUCAGCGAGCGGCUAGAGAUCACGUUCCGAGAUGAGCGCAACGCCAUCGUUAAAUUUGAAGGCAAGCAGUACUCUGCAACACUGGUGGACUUGCCGACUAUCACAGAGUCCUACCGCACCGUAGACAAGAAACAGCUGCUCAAGACAGCAGACAUCUGCCAGAUGCUGGUUAUCGAAAAGGAAGUAGCGGACAGCGAGAUCCCACAGCUGCCACGCGCCCGUGGGCUGGAUACAGUCCAUCCCGAUGGUCUGGCACCACCGCUAACCAACGUCCGAAAGCAGAGGUUCCGUAAGCGCAUGCCAAGCACCAAGGUUGACGCGAUCGAGCGCGAGGUGCUGCGAUUGCUAGAGGAGGAUGCCCAGGCCAUGUCAAUCAAGUUCGAGAUCUAUGACGAGCAAGGCGAGGACGGUCGCGCAGGCACGCCCAGCGUCGACAUCAUCGUUGCAAACGACGACAUGGAAUUUGAUGAGAAUCUAGCAGCCGAGCUAGCACAAGGUUUGGAGGAGCUCGAUGACGACGAUGAAGAUGACGACGAUGACGACGAGAGCGAGGAGGAAGACCAGCCGAACAAUGAGCGCGCAAUGCAAAUGAAGCUGCUGGGUGAGGAAAUUGCCGAACUUGAGCGCACGAUCAAAAAGAAGGGUGCAGAUCUGGAUUCGGCGCCCAACCCGAUUAUCCGGAGACGGUUCGAGGACAUUAUCCAGCGACUGCACCAGGAGAUGGAUGCAAAGAAGGUGCAACUCGAAGCAUACAGCAAAGAAGCUGAAGAAAACGAAGAGGAUAGCAAGGACUAG
Molecule: messenger RNA, 801 nt
Organism: Linderina pennispora
Lineage: Eukaryota; Fungi; Kickxellomycota; Kickxellomycetes; Kickxellales; Kickxellaceae
Exons: 2
Biological process (GO): transcription initiation at RNA polymerase II promoter; RNA polymerase II preinitiation complex assembly
Cellular component (GO): transcription factor TFIID complex
Molecular function (GO): RNA polymerase II general transcription initiation factor activity
Source: RefSeq, a predicted model, not a curated record